Molecule: messenger RNA, 351 nt
Organism: Ilyonectria robusta
Lineage: Eukaryota; Fungi; Ascomycota; Sordariomycetes; Hypocreales; Nectriaceae
Exons: 2
Coding region: 1-351 (116 amino acids)
Source: RefSeq, a predicted model, not a curated record
AUGUUCUUCUUCUUCGUGUGCGGCGAGCACACCUUCCGCAAGGAAGUCAAGGGCUACGAGGGCAUGGUCUGCCAGUGUCACCACUGCGGGAACAUGGCGGCCAAUGUCGUCAAGAGCAAUCCAUGGUUUACGUUUUGCUGGGUUCCCGUCAUCCCCCUCUCCUUCUCCGGUUACACCGAUGUCGCAUGCCGCAUCUGCAACUUCCACCAGCCGCUCGACAACCGCCCGGACGUCAUCGCCAUGGCCAACGGCGGAGGUGGCGGAUACCCUCCUCCACAAGGCGCAUACAACGGACCCCCGCCGCAGCAAGGCCCUCCGCAGGGAGGUAACCCGCCCAUGCGAUAUAGCUGA